AUGCCUAGUACUUUAUCUAAAGCAGACCACCUCUGUGUGUUGGUCCACGGACUUUGGGGUAACCCAUCUCACCUCGAUUAUAUCGCCUCUGUACUAUUAGAGAGGUAUGGCGAUGACAGCCUCUACAUCCUUUGCCCGAAAGCAAACAGCGGAAAUUACACCUAUGACGGCAUCGAGCUCGGCGGAGAACGAUUAGUGCGCGAGGUGGAGGAGACACUCGAGUCCCUUGCGAAGAAGGGACAGAAAAUCACAAAGAUCAGUGUAAUUGGAUAUUCACUCGGUGGUCUUCUCGCGCGCUAUGCGAUCGGUCUGUUGAACGCGCGAGGAUGGCUGGAUAAGCUACAGCCCAUGAACUUUACGACCUUUGCGACACCCCAUGUCGGUGUUCGAACACCGCUGAAGGGAUUCAGUAAUCAAAUUUGGAACGAAAUAGGCCCGCGGACGCUAUCGAUGUCCGGACGGCAGAUGUGGUUAAUCGACUCGUUCCGGGAUACUGGGCGGCCGCUGCUCAGCGUUUUAGCUGAUCCCGAGAGCAUUUUCAUACAGGGACUGAAGAAGUUCCAAACUCGCAGUGUCUAUGCAAAUAUUGUCAAUGAUCGCUCUGUUGUUUUCUAUACAUCUGCUUUGUCAAAAGUGGACCCGUUCCGGACUUUGGAUGAGCUGAACAUUAACUAUGUCAAGGGCUAUGAGGAUGUGAUUAUCGACCCUGACCUCUAUGUGUUACCACCCGCCCAAAAGAAACCCGCAACAAUGGCCCACAAGAUUUGGAAGAAAUGCAAAUCUCUGGCAAUAUGGGUGCCUUUGUCAAUACUUCUCGUUGUCCUCGCGCCAGUGGCUAUCAUUAUCUUCUUGAUCAAUGCUGGCAUCCAGACUGUCCGCAGCUCCAAUCGCAUUCGCCUACAUCAUAAGGGCGACCACGGUGCAUUCUUCGGAAGAUACAGAGUACCUGUCAUUGUUCAAGAUGUGCAGUAUGUUGUGGAGGAGGUGUUUGAAAACGUCACAGCCCGACAAGAUCCGGCUUAUCUGUCUAACAGUGAUGUCGACUUGUCUGACUCUGGUUCGAAGGUUGCUGAGAACAAUGACGAGUCUGUAUCAAGGUCUCCCACCCUUUCCUCUGCUACUGCAGUCUCUCCGCACUCUCCCAAGCUUGCGUUGUCACGCGAUCAAGCUGCCAUCAUCGACUCACUCAACGCAGUGGGAAUCAAUAGAUACCCUGUUCACAUCCAGAAACACCGACACAGCCACGCAGCCAUCAUCGUCCGAAGCCCCAAAGACGGGUUUCGAGAAGGCAAGCUUGUGAUGAAGCACUGGAUGGACAACGAAUUCGCUGUAUAA
Messenger RNA from Penicillium antarcticum, 1335 nucleotides. RefSeq names its product lipase ROG1 family protein. The transcript has 2 exons. The record is from RefSeq and is a predicted model, not a curated record. Gene Ontology annotation, molecular function: monoacylglycerol lipase activity. NCBI's taxonomy places the organism in Eukaryota, Fungi, Ascomycota, Eurotiomycetes, Eurotiales, Aspergillaceae. The coding region runs from base 1 to 1335 and encodes 444 amino acids.